AUGAGGGACCUGGGGGAGGAGUUCGUGGAUGUACCCCUCGAGAGCCUCUCAUGGGGGAAUCUCGAUGGUAGGGGGAGAGAUGGGGACUCCCUGUUGCAGGAUGCUCGGGUGCUGCGGCCCGGCGGCGGCGGCGGCGGCGCGGGAAAGCCGUCGAGGGUCGCGAGCGGGUUGAGGAGGUUGACGACGAUCACGAGCAGGGUGGUGGAGGGGAGGAGGACUCUCCAGGCGAGGGGAGAGAUAUCAGGCGCGGAAUCGGGCCUACGGGGCCUGCGGUUCCUCGACGAGAAGGCCUGCAGGGGGAAGGAAGGUUGGAAGGAUGUGGAGAGGAGGUUCCUCCAGUUGGCCGCCGACGGGAGACUCGCAAGGGAGGACUUCGGACGCUGCAUCGGUGAGUUCGCUCGCUCCGAUCGGCGCGAGAUGAUUUCAUCAGAAAAGAGGAUCGGAUCUCGCUGAACUUGUCUUUCUGUGACUCGCGAAUGAUGAUUCAAAAAGGAAUGGCGGACUCUACGGAGUUCGCCAGCAAGCUCUUCGAUGCGUUGGCGAGGAACCGGAGCAUAACGUCGGAUGUCGGUGUCACGAAGGACGAAUUGAAAGCCUUCUGGGAGAGAAUGGCAGAUCAGAGCUUCGAUUCUCGCCUGCGAAUCUUCUUCGACAUGUAACUCUCUCUCUCUCUCUCUCUCUCUCUCUCUCUCUCUCUCUCUCUCUCUCUCUCCCCCCCCCCUCUCUCUCUCUGGAAUAUCCUGACAGUGUAGCAGCGGCUGGAAUGUCUCAGGUGCGACGAGAAUGGCGAUGGGAAGUUGACAGAAGCUGAGGUGAAAGAGGUACCGAGAUUCUCCCCCGUUCCAAUCCAUGAAUGAGCUCGGUUCCUGAAGAAUUGAAGGAAAGAAAAAAUUAUAUAACUUGGUAAUUCGUCUAUAGGUGAUCAUAUUGAGCGCGUCGGCGAAUAAGCUCGCCAAGAUAAAACCACGCGCAGCAGAUCAUGCCUCUCUAAUCAUGGAAGAACUUGACCCCGACAAUCUUGGUUACAUCGAGGUCUGCAGAGAGGAAACACGAUACAGAUGCAGUUCCCUUUGAUCCAUCAGCGAAGUUUUUCUUACAAUCUUGGAGAUUGAUUUUUCGGUAUCAACAGAUUUGGCAACUCGAAACCUUACUUCGAGGAAUGCUGAGCUCCGAACCCCAUGAGAGCUUCACGAAGAACAACAGCCAGAGUUUGGCUAGAAAGGCGAUACCACGGCGACACAGGAACCCCAUAAAGAGAUGCCUCAACGAGGCCUCGGAUUUCCUUCACGAGAAUUGGAAGAGGCUAUGGAUUACCACGGCGUGGUUGGUAUUGAACGCGGUCCUGUUUCUGUGGAAAUUUUACCAGUACAAGAAGAAAUCAGCCUUCCAAGUGAUGGGACAUUGCGUCUGUGUAGCCAAGGGAGCAGCAGAGACUUUGAAACUGAAUAUGGCACUAAUCCUGCUUCCUGUCUGCCGAAACACCAUAACCAAGCUCAGAUCAACAGUUCUCAGUUCAUUCAUCCCAUUUGACGACAGCAUUAACUUCCACAAGGUACGGCGGCGGCCUUGUUCAUCAUCAUUUGUAUAAAGUUUUUAUUGCUUCAUGUGUUUGGUAGUAUCACUGGUUUUUAUUACUGGUUUCAAAAUAUAAAUCUAUCGUCUUUGUAAAGUGAGAAUCCAAGGGGUUCUGUUUCUGAUGUAAUUAUUAGUUAAUGAAAUAUUUUUAUGAUUUUCAUUCAAAAUAAAUGCAGAAUCAAUUUUUUAAAAUGCUUUUAUUAAACCUGCUUUUCUUCUGCAGAUCAUUGCCCUGGGGAUCACUGCUGGAACCUUCACUCACACCGUGGUUCACAUGGCAUGCGAUUUCCCCAGGCUUACACAAUCCCCGGUGUUCAUGAGAGCUCUCGGAGCUAGUUUCAGCUACAAGCAACCGACAUACUUGGCUCUUCUAUCAAGUGCUACUGGGAUAACUGGCAUCAUUAUGAUCAUCUUAAUGUCGUUUUCCUUCACAUUGGCCACACACUCUUUCAGGAGGAAUGUAGUCAAGCUUCCAUCCCCACUCCAUUACCUGGCUGGCUUCAAUGCCUUCUGGUACGCCCACCACCUGCUGGCUCUCGUCUAUGCUCUCCUGCUCGUCCAUUCAUACUUCAUCUUCCUCACCAGGGUAUGGUACCAGAAGACGGUAAGAUGGGUGUUUAAAUUCUGAAAAUAGUAAUCUUUUGGGCAAUAUCGGCCGCUAGUAACUGAGGUUCACCGGGAAGCUUCUCUCACAGACAUGGAUGUAUCUUCUGAUUCCGGUGAUUGCCUACGCUGGUGAGCGACUUGUCAGAGCUUUUCGAGAAAAGCAGUACCAUGUGACCAUUGUUAAGGUCUGUGGUGACUUGAAUUUUUAUUUUUUUAUAUAAAUUAUUGCAUAUUUAGCUUUAAAAAUGUAGAAACCAUAUAAUUAAUAUUUUUAUAAAUCAUCCGUAUGACAGAACCAUCAAGAAGGUGGUCUGUAAUCUGAUGCUCAAAAAUAGCAAAAAUCUCACUUCCACUGAUAUCUGCUUUGAAAAAAUUGAAAAAUGCAGGCUGCUAUAUAUCCAGGAAAUGCCCUUUCGCUACACAUGAAGAAGCCACCUGGGUUCAGAUACAAGAGUGGGAUGUAUCUGUUCGUCAAGUGCCCUGAUGUGUCCCCAUAUGAGUGGUAAAUAUAUAUAUAUAUAUAUAUAUAUAUAUAUAUAUAUUUAUAUAGUUAUAUAAUGUGGAUAAUGCCAGAGAAUCACCAUGAAUUAGCAGCUUCUCCUUACUGAUUUUCGAGUCUGAUCUGCCCAGGCAUCCCUUCUCCAUCACCUCUGCACCCGGAGAUGUCAACCUGAGCAUUCAUAUUCGUGCGCUUGGAGACUGGACGACAGGGCUGAGAAAUCUGUUCGGGAAGGUCAAAAAAGCUUCCAUUUCUCGACUCGAUUCGGCCCCAAACCCCAAAAUUAAGAGGGCGGGAUUUCCCUGGCGCAGGUCUGCGAGGCUCAGUUCACCUCCAAGAAGACUAGCUUGUCCAGGCUUGACACCACGGUGAUCGCUGAUGGAGAAUUCCAAGAGACCAGGUAACCACAGACAGCUCUCUUCUUCUUCUUCUUCUUCUUCUUCUUCUUCUUCUUCAUCUCGUUCUCCUGUUCUGCAGGUUCCCCAGGCUUCUAAUCGACGGACCAUACGGCGCCCCAGCUCAAAAUUACAAGAAAUACGACAUUCUUCUGCUCAUUGGUCUCGGAAUCGGCGCAACUCCCUUCAUCAGCAUUCUAAAUGAUCUCCUGAACAACAUCAAAUCAAACGAACCCAUACUGGUGAGCCAUCCUAACAUUUUUUAUUAUUAUUUUUAUCUUUUAUUUUAAAAAUGUGCACUGCCCAUGAAUUUGUAACAAGUCCAACGAUCCAGAUGCAGGAAGCAGAGGGCAAGAACGCGACAGACAUGUGCAGGAUCAGAGGGAAAUACCCGGCAAGAGCUUACUUCUACUGGGUCACGAGGGAUCAAGGCUCCUUCGAAUGGUUCAAAGGCGUCAUGAACGAUGUUGCAGAGUGCGACAACAAUGUAAUUUCCCUUCUCCCCAAGAAGACCUCGCCUUCCAUUACCUUUCCUUUCCUUGUGGCCGGCGGGAGAACUGACCCAGGAGGAAAACUCCCCGGCUGCCUCAGAAUAUCAUCGAAAUGCACAACUACUUGACCAGCGUAUACGAGGAGGGCGAUGCGAGGUCGGCGCUCAUCGCAAUGAUCCAGUCUCUCCAGCACGCCAAGGAUGGAGUUGACGUCGUCUCCGGAAGCCGGGUGAGUUGACUCGAUUAUCAAUAGAACAAAAAAAUAGUUUUUUUAUUCAUGUUUGGACUCAUCCGGUCCGCAUGGAUUAUUGCUCGUGAUUCUUACUCCCCCGUUGACUUCUUAUAAUCAUCCUCCCCCUCUUAUAAACAAAACAAAAAUAAAGAGCUUGUUUAUUCGAGUUUCGAUUCAGUACGGCCCGCGUGGAUCAUCAUUCGUAAUUCUUAGUACCCAGUUGACUUCUUACAAUCAUCUUCCCCCUCUCAUAAACAGAACAAAAAAAGGAGCUUUUUUAUUCAAGUUUCGAUUCUGUCCGGUCCACAUGGAUCAUUGUUCGUGAUUCUCGCUACCCCGUUGACUUCUUACAAUCAUUUGUGACUCUCAGUAGAUCGAUAAACAUCGUGUCCAUUAAUUACCGCUCCAAUUCUCGGCAGAUACGGACGCACUUUGCGAGGCCAAACUGGAGGAGGGUCUUCUCGGAGCUGGCCAACAGCCACAGAUCCUCGCGGAUCGGUAUGCAUCUGAGAACUCUCCGCGCCCCGCCAUCACCUUCUUCCUAUUCUAACCGCAGCAGGGGGGAUUACACUCGCAGGAGUCUUCUACUGUGGCCCUCCGACGCUCACGAACCAACUGAGGGUGCUCGCCCAGGAGUUCAGCCACAGUACGACCAGCCGUUUUCACUUCCACAAGGAGAAUUUCUGA
Spirodela intermedia is the source of this 4485-nucleotide messenger RNA. The record is from the annotation of a GenBank genome assembly. NCBI's taxonomy places the organism in Eukaryota, Viridiplantae, Streptophyta, Magnoliopsida, Alismatales, Araceae.